Messenger RNA from Tuber melanosporum (Perigord truffle), 134 nucleotides. RefSeq lists its product as uncharacterized. The transcript has a single exon. Bases 1 to 108 code for a protein of 35 amino acids. NCBI's taxonomy places the organism in Eukaryota, Fungi, Ascomycota, Pezizomycetes, Pezizales, Tuberaceae. The record is from RefSeq and is a predicted model, not a curated record.
AUGGUUUCGUUGCGUUUCUUGUUAUGUGGUAGUAGGGUCCUAGACCUGGGACACCGUAAUGGGGGUUGUGACCUGGUUACGAGCGUAUCAUACUUGGGAUAUCAAUGAGAUUCUUGGAGGAUCGCUCAACUUGG